GUAGAUAAUGAGCGGGGUAACGCCUGCUCUUAGGCUACUUAAAGGCUGCUUCUCCCAGUUCAGCUUCAAUUCCAAUCUCCGCAUUCCUCUUAAACAUUCUCAACUAUUAAACUCAGCUUCAUCUCGUCCCUACAAUCGGCUCUUUUCUACUACUUCACCCGUCAUGUCUAGGCCGGAUAUCACGUUGUACACAGCCCAGACCCCCAAUGGGAUUAAAAUCUCCAUUGCUUUAGAGGAAUUGGGCAUCCCCUACAAAGUCGAGAAGAUCGACAUCAGCAAGAACGUCCAGAAGGAGCCCUGGUUCCUCGAAAUAAACCCCAACGGCCGCAUCCCCGCCCUGACGGACACUUUUACCGACGGGCAGAAAAUCCGUCUUUUCGAGUCCGGUAGUAUCCUUACCUACCUCGCUGAGCAAUAUGAUAAAGACUACAAGAUCUCCUACCCUCGUGGCACCCGGGAGUACUACGAGACAAUCAGCUGGCUGUAUUUCCAGAACGCCGGCGUAGGACCCAUGCAAGGGCAGGCGAACCACUUCUCGCGGUACGCGCCGGAGCGCAUUGAGUACGGGGUGAACCGAUACGUAAACGAGACCCGACGCCUGUACGGCGUGCUCGAUAAGCAUUUAGCAAACUCAAAAUCGGGGUACCUUGUCGGCGAUCAUAUCACUAUCGCGGACAUCUCGCACUGGGGUUGGGUUGCUGCAGCGGGAUGGGCCGGGGUUGAUAUCGACGAAUUCCCGCAUCUUAAGGCUUGGGAGGAGAGAUUGGCUGCUAGAGAAGGCGUUGAGAAGGGAAGGCAUGUGCCUAGUCCGCAUACGAUUAAGGAUUUGUUGAAGGAUAAGAAGAAGGCAGAGGAGAUCGCGGCGCAGGGGAGGGCAUGGGUGCAGGAGGGGAUGAAGAAUGAUGCGGCGAAAUAGUUGGUGUGCCAUAUAUAUGUUUGAGUUUGGGCCUGUAUGCUGAUGUCAACCAAAUUGCAGUCAGUUGAGCUCGAAAUAUUAAGCAGAUUCUAAGAUAUUA
Aspergillus nidulans FGSC A4 is the source of this 1016-nucleotide messenger RNA. RefSeq names its product protein gstA. Lineage: Eukaryota; Fungi; Ascomycota; Eurotiomycetes; Eurotiales; Aspergillaceae. The record is from RefSeq and is a predicted model, not a curated record. The transcript is spliced from 3 exons. Bases 8 to 916 code for a protein of 302 amino acids.